Messenger RNA from Plectropomus leopardus (leopard coralgrouper), 3243 nucleotides. It is a transcript of the gene gucy2g, whose product is annotated as guanylate cyclase 2g. NCBI's taxonomy places the organism in Eukaryota, Metazoa, Chordata, Actinopteri, Perciformes, Serranidae. Gene Ontology annotation, molecular function: peptide receptor activity; guanylate cyclase activity; protein kinase activity. Gene Ontology annotation, biological process: intracellular signal transduction; protein phosphorylation; receptor guanylyl cyclase signaling pathway. The record is from RefSeq and is a predicted model, not a curated record. Gene Ontology annotation, cellular component: plasma membrane.
AUGAGACCCAUACUGGUGCUUCACUUCACACUGACUGCCUUCGCCGUCAUCAAUAACAACACCAAUGACUCUCGCAAGUUGAUCAUUGGCUUCCAGGCCCCCUUGAAUAUGUCGUCCCCUUUCAGCGCCCUGCGGCUGGGCUCGGCCAUACAGAUAGCCGUGGAGAAGGUGAACAACAACCCCUCCCUCCUGGGGAACUACAGUGUGGAAUUCGUGUACACGGAUACAGACUGUAAUCCCAAAGCUUCCCUGGGAGGAUUCAUUCAGCAGGUGUGGAGGGAAAAUGUGAGCGCGCUGUUUGGACCAGCAUGUCCUGAAGAAGCAGAGGUCACCGGUCUCAUUGCGUCCACUUGGAACAUCCCCAUGUUCGGCUUUGUGGGACAGUCCUCCAAAAUGGACAACAGUGACAUCUACGACUCCUACAUCAAAAUCGUUCCACCUCUCAAACGAAGCUCGGAGGUCCUGGUGAAGACCCUGGAAUUUUUUGGGUGGAGUCACGUGGCGAUGAUCGGAGGAGGGCUGGAUUCAAACACCUGGGACAAAGUCGACGCUUUGUGGAAAACCAUUGAGAAUCCGCUGAGAGAGAAAUUCAAACUGGCUGCCGCCGUUAAGUUUGAUACCAGCAACCCUCAACUGUUGCAUCGAAAUGUUAAAUAUAUCUCGACAGUCGCAAGAGUGAUUGUGGUGCUGACAAACAGAGAGGACUCCUCCGCUCUGCUGCUGGAGGCCGAGCGACAGGGUCUGAUGGAUGGCAACUAUGUGUUUUUCCUGAUACAGCACUUUGAGGACAACUUGUGGAAAUAUGCUCUGAACGAUAACAUUAACCAGGCUGCCAUAAGAGCUUUUGACAUGACUUUCAUCAUCGGCCAGAAAACCUACGAAGGCUACGAGUAUUAUGACUUCUUCGAGCAAGUUUUUGAAAAACUGAAACAACCCCCAUUUCAGAGCAACCUGACAUCCAAAAGAGAGAUUAGCCCGUACUCGGCCUACCUGCACGAUGCGGUGCUUCUUUAUGCGAUGGGACUGAAGGAAGUCCUCAAAGAUGGAAACGACCCUCGUGAUGGACGGCAGCUGCUGCAGAGAUUAAAAAAUAAAAAACACAUCCGAUUUGAUGGUGCCUCUGGACUAGUCCACUUUGACGAAGAGGGGGAGAGAAAUCUAGACUAUUCCAUUUAUGACCUGCAGCAUGUAGGAGACGUCACCAAGUUUGUGCCCAUCCUCCAUUUUGACAGUCACACCAAAGCUGUCCGGCCAACGUCUAUGUUUGCGUCUGUGGUCUGGCCGAAAGGAAGAAGUCCCUCUGAUAAACCAAAAUGUGGCUUCAACAAUGAGCUCUGCGAAUGGAUCAUUAAUGACAUCGCCCUGCUGGCUCUGCUCAUCAUCUUCCCCGCCAUCGGCCUGCUGGCAGUUUUUUGCAUCGGGGUCCUCAUGCUGCAGAAGUUACGUCUCCAGACGCGGCUCGACAACUCCUGCUGGUGGCUCAUCAACUACAGCGACAUCACCAUCAUCAGGGAGCACUCGGGAUUUCAGGGUUUAUCUCUGAGCACCACAGCCAGUCAGAGCGCCAGCAGCGGCUCUCAGUCAAAUUUCUCCAACAACAGUUACGGCCUGAGGGACAAGACGGGGACAGAGCACAUCUACACCACCAUAGGUCUCUACCAGGGAAAUCAAGUGGCCAUCAAGUACAUCAAGACCCCUGUUUGCACUAAUUUCCAUAAACCUUCAAUUAUUGCAGAGUUUAAUGUGAUGAAAGAGAUGAAACAUGAGAACUUGGUGCAGUUUUUUGGUGUUUGCAUCGAGCCACCGAACGUCUGUGUGGUCACCCAGUACUGCAGGAAAGGCAGCCUGAAGGAUGUUCUGAAGUCUACAGAUGUUGAACUGGACUCGAUGUUUAAGCUCUCCUUUGCUUAUGACAUUGUCAACGGGAUGGAUUUUAUUCACAAAAGUAACCUGAAAUUUCACGGGAACCUGAAGCCCAGCACGUGUGUGGUGGACAGUCGACUCCAGAUAAAACUCUCUGGCUUUGGACUGCGGGAGUUUAAAUACGGGACCAGAAACAAGGUCAUCUCAUUGGAAAGCCUCGAUCAGGAAGAUAUGUACUGGACAGCCCCCGAGCUUCUGAGACAAGUCGGUCUCCAGGGCAAUGGGACGGCCAAAGCUGACAUCUACAGCUUCGCCAUAAUCAUGUGGGAGCUCAUGUACAACGCCAAGUCUGGCCCGUAUCACGACAUCAACCUGGAGCCCAAAGAGAUUAUCAUGCAGUUGCGGACGCCUUUCCAAGGGCAGUUCCUGCGACCGCCUCUGUCUGAGGAGCUGUGUGAUGCGAACAUCAACAUGCUGCUGAAGGCCUGCUGGAACGAAAACCCCGACCAUCGUCCGCCAUUUGCUUCCAUUAGGAGACAGCUGAAGGACACCAGCCCAGACAGUCAUGCAAAUAUACUGGAUAAUAUGGUGGAAAAGUUGGAGAAAUAUGCAAAUCACUUGGAGGAGGUGGUGGAAGAGAGGACCAAUCAGCUCACAGCAGAGAAGACCCGUGCAGACAAGCUGCUCUCCAGCAUGUUACCAAGUUACAUCGCAGAGCAGCUGAUGGUGGGGAAGUCCCCGGAGCCCCAAAGCUACGACAUGGUGACCAUCUUCUUCUCUGACAUCGUGGGCUUCACGUCCAUGUGCUCCGUCAGCUCUGCGAUGGAGGUGGUCACGUUCCUCAACGACCUCUACAGCCUCUUUGAUGACAUCAUCAAGAUGUACGACGUCUAUAAAGUGGAAACGAUUGGUGAUGCAUACAUGGUCGCCAGUGGUCUUCCCAUCAGCAACGGCCAUCAACACGCUUUGGAGAUAUCUACGAUGGCUCUACAUUUCCUGAGUUCAAUAAAAGUCUUCAAAAUCCACCACAUGCCGACUGAGAGUCUUGCAAUUCGCGUCGGGAUACACUCUGGUCCAGUGGUUGCUGGAGUGGUGGGCACCACGAUGCCUCGCUACUGCCUCUUUGGUGACACGGUGAACAUGGCGUCUCGCAUGGAAAGUAACAGUUUACCCCUGAAGAUUCAUAUAUCUCAGUGCACAGCUGACAUCCUGGUUCAGGCCGGAUCGUUUGAGCUGGAGGAAAGAGGGGAGGUCGAAAUGAAGGGUAAAGGGUCUCAUAAGACCUACUGGCUGCUGAGCAAAAAAGGAUUUAAUCCUCCUCUCAUGGCUCACAGCUCUCCACAGUCUGACAAGCACAAACUACAAACAGAGGUACAGUGA